Messenger RNA from Taeniopygia guttata (zebra finch), 1998 nucleotides. It is a transcript of the gene CALHM3, whose product is annotated as calcium homeostasis modulator 3. The record is from RefSeq and is a predicted model, not a curated record. Gene Ontology annotation, cellular component: plasma membrane. Gene Ontology annotation, molecular function: monoatomic cation channel activity. Lineage: Eukaryota; Metazoa; Chordata; Aves; Passeriformes; Estrildidae.
AUGGACCGUUUCCGGAUGAUCUUCCAGUACUUCCAGUCCAACUCGGAGUCUGUCAUGAACGGGAUCUGUGGGCUCUUGGCCCUGGCAAGUGUAAAGAUGUACACCAGCUUUGACUUCAGCUGUCCCUGCCUGCCCCAGUACAACAUGGCAUAUGGCUUGGGGAUCAUGUUUGUACCCCCCAUCAUCCUCUUCCUGUGUGGCCUCAUCCUCAACAGACAGUCCCUGGUGAUGCUGGAGGAGUGGAGGCGACCACCAGGACACAGGAAGAAGGACCUAGCUGUCAUCAGGUACAUGUGUUCCUCCAUCAUGCAGCGAGCCAUGGUUGCCCCCGUCGUCUGGAUCAUAGUCACCCUCCUGGAUGGCAAAUGCCUGAUCUGUGCUUUCAGCGGCUCCAUGGAUCCCCAGAAGUUUGUGGGCUUUGCCAAUGUGAGCACAGUGCAGGCACAGCAGCUGCUGGCCAAGGUGCCCUGCAAGGAUGAGGAGCUCAUGAGGAACACCACGUCCCGCAAGGCAGUGACCAGGUACCUGCGCUGCUGGUCCCAGGCACUUGGCUGGAGCAUUUUGUUGAUCCUGAUCAUAGCAGCUUUCCUUGCCCGCUGGCUCAGACCUUGCUUCAACCAGGCCACCCUCCUGCAGGCACGUCACUGGAGCAACUACAUUGACAUCGAGCAAAAGAUUUUUGAGGAAACCUGCUGUGAGCACAGCCGGCUCUUUGCUCACAAAUGCAUCCUCCACUUCUUCGAAAGCAUGCGGCAAGAGCUCAAACUGCACAGCUUCAGCUUGCCUAGGGAGGGAGAGGGGGACGAAGAAGGGGAAGAUCUUCUCCAGGGUAUCACAGAUCAGGACCAGGUGAACAAACUCCUGAAAACGUGGUACUAUGAGAAACCUCCCCUGGAUGUCAGCCAGGCACACCAGAGGCAUCCCCUGGUGCGAGAGAGAUCCCCUCUGCCCUGGGCAGACAACACCAGCACCCACUCCAAAUUCCCCCAGCACACCAAUGUGUAAAGGGGGCUUUGUCCUGCAGACACAGAAGGAGCUUUGCCAAACCUCGGCACAAAGCAAGGACCAGUUGGUAGAUGACAGUGGUGCUCAUACCUUCCUCCAAAUCUGCAAAGUCAAAGCUCCACUCCAGGGCAUGCCUAACAAAACCUCCAAAAUCAGCUAGUUCUGAGGGUCCAAGGGUCCCAGAUGCAGUCACUGUUAAUGACAUUUCUCAGCCAAGGGUCCUGUGGGGCACUUUUGUCAUAUCAAAGAGUUUGCACCUUGUUACAGCUGUGAUAAAAGUGUUCUGGCUUGAGGAAGGAUUAACCACACAAACCAUAUACACACAGAGGUGUGAGGAGCUCCUGCCCAUUCCAGUGAAACCUGCUUCAAAGGGUUAUCAGAACUGACACAGAAAUUAUUUAGCUGGCAACUCUCUUAGUACCAUACCAACAUAUUUACUCAAAAAGGCAAAACCACCUCCUAAGUCUUCCCAUCUGCUGAGAACUCUGGCUGCCCCCAGCCCAGCUGCCAAACUGUUCUGCCUUCCUCUAACAAUCCAUCAAAUCUUCCAUGCAUUUUAAAAAAUGAAAUAUGGCAACACACUAAAAUUCACGGAGCAGCAUAACUUUAAUUGAAGACACCUCUGAAUAAGGACUGGAUUGGGUUGGAUUUGCAGAAGGAACAGGAGAUAGAAGCUUUGCAAAACACAGCCACAAGGCUAUGCUGGGGUUUAGGUAGCAGCACUGGUGCUGAGCCAUGGAAAGACACACUGAUUCUGCCUGAGAAAUCUGAACACAGACUUUAAACACUCCCCUGCCAGGUUUGAGUACAAACUGACCUAUCCAGAAGAUCAUCCUUGUAACACCUAUUUGGGCAUUUCCAUCCAUAGUUUCAAAACUGUUUGAAUGUAACCUUAUGUCUGAGCCUUUAAUGGUAAUUGUUUUCUCACCUGCCUUUUCCAACCCUCAUUGGACAUGGUGCCAGUUUGACUGGUACUUCUGUCCAGUGUUGCUG